This is a messenger RNA of Cinclus cinclus, 5148 nucleotides long. It is a transcript of the gene CNOT12, whose product is annotated as tankyrase 1 binding protein 1. Gene Ontology annotation, biological process: double-strand break repair; cellular response to ionizing radiation. The transcript is spliced from 12 exons. Gene Ontology annotation, cellular component: heterochromatin; nucleus. Bases 38 to 5098 code for a protein of 1686 amino acids. The record is from RefSeq and is a predicted model, not a curated record. Lineage: Eukaryota; Metazoa; Chordata; Aves; Passeriformes; Cinclidae.
UUACCCUGAGCCGUGCCUCCCACAACCCCUCAUCACCAUGGCUUCCCAGCCGCAGCCCCUGCACCCUGCCGUGCCCUGCACCCCCCCUGCCGGCACUGGGGGGGGCGGGCUGGCAGGCAGCCCCGAUAAAGGCAGUGCACGCCCCAAGCCACCGGUGCGGCCCAAGCCCCGCGUGCUGCCCAAGCCGGCCGUGCCCGCCAAGCCCCUGGUGCCUCCCCCCACCCCGGCCCCGCGGUACCCCCGGCCCGAGCUGCCCUCGGCCGAGAAGAUGAACCGCCUGGCUGGGCCCCAGCCCUAUAGUGGGGCAGGCACGGGGGGACCCCUCCGGCGCCCCUCCUUCACUGUCAGAUCACCCGAGACCCCCAAUGGGAAGGGGCUCUCAUCGUCCUUGGUCACAGGCACCGAAGAGGAGGUGCCCUCGGCCCCGCCAACCCCCUCCCGCAAGGGCCCAGCGCCCUUCAAGGUGACGCCAGUGCCGGUAGCUGCCAGGCCAGAGCGGUUCCCGGGCACCACCGUGGAGGAGAUCCUGGCCAAGAUGGACAAUAGGGAGGGCCCAGGCAGCCCAGACCGGGCCUGGCUCUCACCCUUCUGCACUGACCCCUCCUCCCGCUUCGGCUCUAAGACCUUUGCUGCCUUCCGGAAGCGUCCCAGUGGGGAGGCAGAUGCAGACCCUGCCGGUGAAGCCCCCCAGAUGCCCCCACCUGUGGCAGGCGAGCUGGGAAUAGGGGAUGAUGGGCACCCUGUGGCUGAGAUGAGCAGCUCCCCCCCAACUGGGCUGAGCUGUGCUGGGGACCCCCGCGGAUGCCAGAGGCCACCCUCCCCUCCUGACCUUUCCACUCUACAGCUGGGUGCCCUUGGACCUCCAGGCUCCCCAAGGCCCCCUGCCUGCCCAGCCCUGGCCCCAGGAGCUCCUUUCCAGCCUGCAGAGCCCUCUGCCCCAGCCCCUGGCUCCCCUGAUGCCCCCCCUGAGCUCCUGGCUCCCGACUCCCCCACACGGCCCCCUGGUUCCCCUGAAUCCCCCACUCGGCCUCCAGCUGAGGUCCACAUCACCUCCAUCCAGGCCCCAGGUGCUCCCUCGGCCACUGAACCCCAGCGCAGCAUCUCCUGUUCCCCCGGUUCCCCACACACUCCAGGAGAGGGAUCCCCUGGCACUGCCAGCCCCCCUGGCACUCCUGAACUGCCCCCGCGAGUCACCUGCCCCCCCGGCUCACCUGAGGCUGCUGCUGAGUAUCUUGCCCCGCCCAGCCCACCCCUUGCCAAAGCCAGUCGUCCCCCAGGCUCCCCAGAGGGACCUGAUGAUUCCACAGUAUCACCACAGCUCCGUGAGGGUCCUGAUUUCAACCUCUGUCCCCGGGAUGUGGGGCUCCGGCGCUCCUCAGAGGGGGUACUGCAGCCCCCGCCCACAGGACAGGGCCUGGGGGAGCUGGGGGGCUCGCUGAGUGUCCUGCCCCGGCCUGGAGACCUCCUGUCAGAGCCCUCCCUGGGCAGUGAGUCCGGCUGGAGCCUUUCCCAGUCCUUUGAGUGGACAUUCCCAUCGCGGGGAGCACGCUUGCCAGCCUUCCCUCCGCGCUCCCCCAUCCGGGAGACACCUGACUCAGGGCUCUCUGAAGAGGGGGAGUCAGAUGGGGAGGCUGCAGCCCCCAGCCCUCCAAAGGACAGCAGAUUGGAAGGAUCUGACAGCCAGCAGGCAGAGGGGCCUCCAUGCCCAGGGGGUCCCUUGGCCCAGCGAGAGGCUGAGGGUUCGGCUGAGGAGGAGGAGGAAGAGGAAAGGGAGGCAGAGCAGGAUGCUCCCGUGUCCCACUCCCCACUUUACGUGACAAAGCCUGACCAGGACCCACCUGAGCCUGAGUCCCCCACCCAACCCAGCCUCACCACAGCUGCCUCCCUGGAUCCAACCUCCCCAGAUCCAGCUGUUCCAGCUGACUCAGCCUGGGCAGGUGAUGGCCCCAAGAGCUUGCAGGGUCCUGGGGGCCCAGACCAGGCUGAAGGACCCUCGCAGGACCCUGACCCCCACGCCGACCCGGGCUGGGUGACAGAACUGUUGGCAUCACCCGGGGUUCACAGCUCUCCAGAGAAUCUGCUGGGCUGGUCACAGAAGGACCUGUGCAGUGAGUUUGGCAUUGGCCAGCCUCGCCAGGACAGCACCUUUGACUGGAGCCACCCAGGUGUGUCCAGGAAGAGAGACUGGCCUGUUGAGACUAAGCAGGACCAGGAAUUUGAGACCAAAUCCAGCUGGGACAGCACCUGUGGUGACAAGGACAGCACUGCCCAGGAAAGCUGGAGUGGUGACUACAGAGCAACGGAGCUGAUGGGGGAUACAAAACUGGGCUGCAAUGACUGGUCCCAGUCUGUUGUCACUGGGAAGAGCUGCUCACAGGAUCAAGACUUCAGUACCAGCAUAGCCAAGUGGGGCCAGGGCUAUGGCAGCACCGAGGAGCUUGGCUCCAGACAAGCCAGCUGGGGCAGUGGCCUUGGCACGGGGCAUGUGCAGCAUCUGGACAAGGAGCCAUGCUCUGGGCAGCCCACCUGGGCAGGCAGGUACAGCGGUGGGGACACAGAGAUGAAGGACAGGGAGCUCACCCCAGACUGGGCCAGCAAGUACAGCAGCCAGGAUGCUGGGAGCAAGGAGAAUUUAACGCUGGGCUGGGCUGGCAGAUCCAGCACUGGGGAUGCUGGAAGCCCAGAUAAGGAGCUCAGUCCAAGCCAGCCAGCCUGGGACAGGAGGUAUAACUCUAGGGACAUGGAGAGCCAGGACCGGGAGUUCAGUCCCAGCCGACCAGCCUGGACUGGUGAAGUCAGGGACAUGGAAAGCCAGGACAGGGAGUUCAGCCCCAGGAGACCAGCCUGGACUGGUGAAAUCAGGGACAUGGAAAGCCAGGACCAGAAGAUCAGCCCCAGCAGGCCAGUCUGGGAUGACAAAUCCAGCACCAGGGACACAGAAAGCCAGGACAGGGAAUUCAGCCCCAGCAGGUCAGCCUGGGAUGACAGAUCCAGCACCGGGGACACAGAAAGCCAGGCCAGGGAAUUCAGCCCCAGCAGGUCAGCCUGGGAUGACAGAUCCAGCACCGGGGACACAGAAAGCCAGGACAGGGAAUUCAGCCCCAGCAGGCCAGCCUGGGUUGACAGAUCCAGCAGCAAGGACACAGAAAGCCAGGCCAGGGAAUUCAGCCCCAGCAUGCCGGCCUGGGCUGACAGAUCCAGCAGCAAGGACACAGAAAGCCAGGACCAGGAAUUCGGCCCCAGCAGGCCAGCCUGGGUUGACAGAUCCAGCAGCAAGGACACAGAAAGCCAGGACCAGGAAUUCAGCCCCAGCAGGCCAGCCUGGGAUGACAGAUCCAGCACCAGGGACAUGGAGAGCCAGGCCAGGGAAUUCAGCCCCAGUAGGCCAGCCUGGGAUGACAGAUCCAGCACCAGGGACACAGAAAGCCAGGACCAGAAAUUCAGCCCCAACAGGCUGGCUGAAGCCAGUGAAAGCAGCACCAGGGACCUGGAGACCCAGCAUGAGUUCAUUCCCAGCAAAGCAGCCUGGGGUGACACAUCCAGCACCAGGGACCUGGAGACCCAGGACUGUGAAUUCACAUCCAGCAGAGCAGACACGGAUGACAGGCACAGCACCGGCGACACGGAGACCCGGAAUGGGGAGUUGUUCAGCCCCAGCGGAGGUGUCUGGGGUGAUAGAUACAGCACCAGGGAUGUGGAAUCCCAGGACAGAGAGUUGAGCCCCAGUGGAGCAGCCCGGGAUAGGCAGCACAGCUCCAUGAUCCCCAGGGAGGAAGAGCAGGAGCUGAUCCCAGCCCGGCUGAGCUGGCCUGGUGAGAGCAGCAUCGGGCAGACUGGGCUGGUCGGGCUUGGUGAGGAGGACAUGCCCAGCUCCCACCACCCUGAUCCCCUGGCCCAGGAGCCCACCUGGGGCAGUGCCCACCAGCAGGAGCAUGACAGCUCCAGCAGCAGGGUCUGGGCUGAGGGACUUGGAGCAACUGAGUGCCAGAACCAGUUUGGUGUCAUUGGGACAGAGCAGGUGGCAGCCCCCUGCAGUGCCGGGGUCUUGGAUGGCUCCAUGCCCAGCGUCCUGACACAGCCCCAGGUAGGCUUGCACAGGGAUCUCUCUCUGGACAUGAGUGCCUGCUGGAACCAGGACCUGGACAGCUGGAGUGUAGAGCCACAGGAUGCUGAGGCCAAGCGCCAGGAAUGGGCAAGUGCCUUCAGUGCCCGCUGUGCUGCCCGCAGCCGGGACCUUGGUGCAAGGGAGCAGAGCCUGGGAGGGGCCACCAGCACAGAGCACGGCAGGUCAGCCCCCAGCCCUUCGAUGGGUGACAUUCCAGCUGAUCCCACAGCUGUGCAGCCCCCUCGGAGCGAGUCACCCAACCCUUCAGAGGAAGAGAGGGAUCCCUCUGAGCCAGCCGCUGCCCCACAGAGCCCCAGGGCCUGCCCUCUGCUGCCAGAGGCUGCCCGUGGGAUCCCAGCAGACACAGGAAGUGAGGAACAGCCCUCAGACUAUCCAGAUGGGGAGAGCUCCUCGAGCUGGGGGGAGCAGCAGCACUCUCUGGCUACCCAUCAGCCCGAGGGGUCCAUGGAACAGGGGCAGGAAUUUCCUCUUCUGGAGGACACAGAGCUCCUGGACAGCAGUGUGUUGCGCUGCAAGGCCAGCCUGGGCCGCAAGCGCCAACACCGGGCACCAUCCCUGCGCCCCACCACCACUGAGGGGGAGAGCUGGAUCUUCCGGGACUCCACAGAGCCCCGGCCUGCCUCAGCAGCAUCCUCUGACGAGGAAGCAGCAGAGGAGCCCCGGAGCCGGAGGAUGCGUGGCUCGCCGUCGGGCAGGGGCGUUAAGGUGCCUCUCUUUCCCGGCCUCAGUGCCUCCGCCAUCAAGGCCAAGCUGAGGGGUCGCAACCGCUCGGCCGAGGAGGGGACAUUGUCAGGGGACAGCAAGGGGACCCCUCCUAAGGACCCCCAUGUGCAGCGCUCCAAGUCCUGCAAGAUCCCUGGUGUCAGUGGAAAACCCCUGACCCUUCCCCCCAAGCCAGAGAAAUCCUCAGGAUCCGAGGCCUCUCCCCCCCAUUGGCUGCAGGCGCUGAAGCUGAAGAGGAAAAAGCCUUGAGCAGGGUUCACUGCCUGACGCUGACCGCCCACUGUCCCCGAACCAGGGCU